This is a messenger RNA of Hymenoscyphus albidus, 2167 nucleotides long. Lineage: Eukaryota; Fungi; Ascomycota; Leotiomycetes; Helotiales; Helotiaceae. The record is from the annotation of a GenBank genome assembly.
AUGUUACUUCCCAAAUCUCGUCUUCUCCUUCUCACCACAUUCCUCGUCCUGACAGCCAUCCUCUACUACACCCUCGACCUGACCACACUUUCCUCCAACAUUCUCACACAUAACCCCUUCUCUUCCACUCCCAAACCUGAGAAUCUUGGAGCUAUACUACAUCCGGAUGAGCAUAUAUACCGGGAGCCAAAAACUAUCAAGCAUGUUUGGACUAUCACGAAGGGACUUCGGAGUCCGGAUGGAGUAGAGAAGUCUGUUUAUUUGAUAAAUGGUUCGUUUCCUCGAACUUUUCUUUUGUGAAUAGAGUGAUAUAGUGACAUAAAAGUAGGACAAUUUCCAGGUCCUUUGAUUGAAGCCAGGUCUGGGGAUGAGCUUAUUAUCGAGGUUAGGAAUGGGGUGAGGGAUGAGGGAGUCGCGAUGCAUUGGCAUGGUCUUUGGAUGAAAGGUCUCUCUCUCUCUCUUCAUUUCUUUCAAGUUUAAUCCUAACGAUUUUCAAAGGUGCAAACGAAAUGGAUGGUGUUGUUGGCUUAACUCAAUGUCCCAUCAAAACAUCCAAAAGCUUCACAUAUAAAUUCAAGAUCGAUGAUGAUCAAGCUGGGACUUUCUGGUAACUCAGCAUCUCAUCAAACCCCUCUUCAAAAACAGAAUUGAUAUUGUAUAGGUACCACGCCCAUUCCGAACUCCAACGUGCAGACGGUAUGUACGGUAGUCUGGUCAUCCACAAACCAGCCACCUCCGGCAUUUCUGAGAAAAAGGAAUACGGCUAUGACGACGACAUAAACUUGCUUAUUGGGGACUGGUAUCAUCGACCAAGCCACGAGGUCCAGGAUUAUUACAAGGACUUCUCGAAUGCUGGGAAUGAGGUAUCAAAUCCUAGCAGAAAACUUGAAAGAAAUAUAGCUGACUAUGGAAAGCUGGCUCCUGACUCGCUUGUUAUCAACGGAAAGGGGUAUUUCAAUUGUUCCAUGGCAGUUCCUGCUCGUCCAGUGCGAUGUAAACAUGUCGCCAUCCCACAGCUGAACCUUGGGAAGGGGAAGACUAGAUUACGUAUUGUGAAUACUGGGUAAUUCGAAACAGAAACAAACUAUGAAAGAAAAAAGAGAAAUGACUGACAAAUUUCUAGUGCAAUGGUUGGAUACACGAUAUCGUUGAUAGGAUACACCAUGAAAGUAAUCCAAGUCGACGGUGGCUCACCAGUCUCCGAUGCACCAAAUGCACUAUCAAUAGGGAUCCUCUAUCCUGGAGAGAGAAUGGAUAUACUCAUUGAGCCUUCAUCCACAUUCGAUUCACAAACCGCAGCUCUAAGAAUAGAAUUCGACCCAGAGUAAGUCCCUCUCCUCAACUACCUAUUCCAACCAACCUAACAGUCUCUCAGAAACCUCCAAUUCCCCAACUUCGCCCUCUCCGAAGCACAAUCCUUCCCAAUAACCACCAACCUCACCACCUUCUCACCUCCAACUGCACCAAAACCCACCCAAACACCAACACCAACACCACUCUUCGACCUCCUCAACGCAACAGGACCCCCCCUAAACCUCCCCAAAUCAGCCGACGAAAACCUAGUUCUAUACACCAAAAUCGAGAUCCUAGGCGAGUACAACAACGCCCCCAAAGGCUUCAUAAACCAAACCACCUGGUCACAACCGCAUUCCCGUCCCUUAAUCACAGUAAAUAGGAGUGAGUGGGGGGAAGCAUUCAUCCCAUUCGUGAAAAGCGGGAGGGAGCGGUGGGUAGACAUAGUACUAAACAACUUCGACGACAGAGGUCACCCAUUCCAUCUCGUUCGUCCUAUACCCACUCUACCCCCCCCCCUAUUUNCCCCCCCCCCUAUUUCAACACUCACUGACACCUCCUCCAGCACGGCACCCCCUUCCACCACCUCACCACCCACGCCUUCGGAAUCGGCGGCUACGCCGAAUCAUACAACCCCUUCGGCGCGCUCCCCACCCCCGCGCCGUCACUAAACACCGCAAACCCGGUACGGAAAGAUACCCUCUUCGUGCCGAGCAUGGGGUACGUCGUGCUACGGGUGCGAGUGGAUAACCCUGGAGUGUGGUUUUUUCACUGCCAUGUGCUUUGGCAUCAGGAUGUGGGGAUGGCGAUGGGGCUUCAUUUUGGGGAGGAGGAGGAGGGGUUUGGGAGGGGGAAGGAUGGAGAGGGGUGUUGA